GAUAAUUCCAUUUCAUAUAUAGUAUUUUCAUAAACAGAAACGGUGAAUUGGUAUAAUGAAUUAAAACCUUGGUCGGUGAUUUCCGUACUGAGGCAUUCUGGGAAGAAGAAGGCCGCCAGACUCCACGGAAAGUCGAAUUCUGCUGACCAUCCUCAUCAGGUAUAUCAACCCAAAACAAUCCCACAAUCAACCCCUGAAUCAUCCAAAAUUAUUAUGCCGUCCCACCGGGACCUCGAAUGUAAGGUCUAUGUGGGUAACCUAGACAAAUACGCAACCAAGGAAGAUGUUGAGAUGGUAUUUAGACGCUAUGGAGACAUCGCAAAUGUCUGGGUCGCUCGAAGUCCACCUGGAUUUGCCUUUGUGGAAUAUCAUGAUGAACGUGAUGCUAAAGAUGCUGUACGAGGAUUAGAUGGAGAAAUGCUUAAAGGAGCCCGCAUUCGUGUAGAAAUCUCAAAUGGUCGCAUCCGUCCCAAGCCAUGGUUGCGAGGUGGCGAUGGUGAUCGCAGGGGUGGUAGACGUGGUGGACGUCGACCAUUUAAUUCUGAUGACACUUGUUACGUAUGUGGAAAACAUGGUCACUACGCAUAUGAUUGUACUCGUUCUGGUGGGAGUAGAAGUCAUCAAAGCGGGGGUCGCAGAUCUUCGCAUUAUUCAAGGUCGAGGUCACGCUCUCCCAGAAGAAGGAGUUACAGUCGCAGCCGUAGCCGAAGUAGGGACAGGUCUGAUAGAUAUAGCAGAGAUAGAUCCAGAGACAAGUCACGCUCUCGCAGCCGUUCCAGAUCACAUUCACACUACAAGCGCAGGUCCCAUUCUGGCAGUGACAAGGACUAGAUCUCCCCUCAUGGAUAAAGGCUUAGUUUUAGAAACUUUCUGGGACAAUAUUCACUAUUUCAAUCCUUUGAAAUAUAUCCUGUCUGAUCAAGUAAAAUACAUUUAGAUAUCUGGAAAUCUGAUCUGGACUCAUUCCACCAGGUCCAGUGUGAAUAUGAUUUUACUUGAAACAAUAGCGAAGAAUGUGGAAGAAAGUGACGUUUAAUAAGUGUACAUAACAUAUAUUUUCAUGAGCAGAAAGCAAUUACCUGGUAUUAGCACGGGACGGAUUAAUGCAUAUGUAUAUCUUAAAUAUGAGUUAUCUGUGUUACAAGUAGUAUACACAUCAUAUGGUCAUGUCAUCACUUAUUUCAUAUGUUCUGGAAAUAGAUGUUUACUUAUUGGGAAAUUUUUGUAGAUAAUCAGAUUUCACAUGAUUGCUAGAGAUCUAUAAUUCCAUUGUAUUUUAAACUCGCUGUGCUUUAUUGUAUUGCAAAUUUGUACAAAGUUUUAGUUCAAUAAUCUUAUCUAAAGCACUGUCAUGCCCCAGAAUAAUGUAACAGAUAAUAUGUAGACAAUAGAAAGGUGGAGUCAAAGAUCAAUUUUUGAAAACCAAUAACUUGCUUGAUAAAUCAUUGUUUGGUGAGAUAUGAUUAAUUGGGGCAUUUGACUUGUUACAUUUGAUUCCUUUGAUAAGUUUUGCAAAUAUUGAUGUAUUGACUCCAGCCUCAUACGCUCAUGAAGUUGGAUGAGUUCUCAUAAUCAUAUCAACAAUAUUCACUCUCACAUACAGAAUUUAUUGUAGAGUUUUGUUAUUCAUUGUGCAAAAUAAAUGUGGUUUUAUAAAAAAAAAAAGUUCAAUGUUUGUGUAUCUUUAUGAUUGUUGAGGGCCAGUCUAAAGCUCCUUGCCAACAUUACAAUGCUCUUGAAAAUCUAGAUGGUUAAUGCAUGGAGAAAAGUAAGGAACUUUAAGGUCAAAGACGGGAAAAGAUAACAGCCCAUAAUUCACCUUGUUAUCAGUUACUAAGUUAGCCUAUAUUACAAUUGCAAUUACUAGAAUAGUAUGAAUUACAGUAGAACAUUCCUCCUAUCAAACUGACAAUGCCUCUUAGACUUCUGUCAAUCAUUU
This is a messenger RNA of Owenia fusiformis, 1939 nucleotides long. Lineage: Eukaryota; Metazoa; Annelida; Polychaeta; Sabellida; Oweniidae. The record is from the annotation of a GenBank genome assembly.